AUGGAUUCAAGCAAAUGCCCCACCUGUGGUUACCAGACGACUCAUAAUCAAUACUGCGCCAAAUUCAAGGAUUUCCUUGAAAAGCACCCUUGUCCCCCCCAAAAUGGCUCUAUUUCCUACAAGCUUGCUGUCCAGCUAGAGGAAGAGGCAACUGAAUUCGGCCUUAUUUGGCUAGCCUGCCAGCGACGCGACGGUAAUACUGCUACGGAAGGAUACGACGAACCCAACUUGGAUAUUUAUCUACAAACCAACUAUAUUCAAGCCUCCCCCCCAAAAUAUGAGCCCCUGAAGCUUACAAACAUCCCGAACGACCUCAAACACUCAAUUGAGCUCUGGGAUUACUUCGAUUCCUCCACCGCGAAGCCAAACAGCCUCGCCCAGUCGUUUAGCGGAGGAGAGAGUAAGAGAGAUUGGAGAGGUCCUAUUUUGUUUGCAAGCAGCGUUAUUGUUGGUGAAGACGUCAAUACUAGAAAUUACAUGAACGUAACUCCUUCGGUUGCCGAGAUUGCCUUUGAAUAUCUUCGCACCAAUGGAGAGGUUGUUGGCGGAACAGCCUGAAGAGAGUUUGAGCUUCGGUGCGGUUCGUGUAUUUAGUUUUCUUCUCCGACUGAAGUAAAGGUCUAGCCGGUCUAGCAUAUUUCCUCAUAGGGUGGAAAUUGGCCGUGCUACAAGGAAGCGAGGAGUUUGUAUCUGGUUGCUUUCGGGGUUUCAAGUAGAAGUCAGGCUGGCCUGGACUUCGGAGCCAAAAAAUACGUGGAUUAAUAUUAUUUUUUUCCUUCAUGUUUCAAUCCCAAAUAUACCCUUCUAUCUUCCAUGUCUGAAGGCAUUCACCUUAAUAGCCACCCCACCAGACGGCUUGAGAAACGCCGACUCGCCGCAAGCUCUUGAUCUUACAAGAACAUCACUCCCACACAGAUCCCAAGACAGGACCAAAUAUCUCGAUAGAUAUUCAAACCCAUAACACGACAGUCCAACCCCGGUCCAUCGCGCUUCUCAUUGAGGCGACUGAGACGUUUUGAAGGUCAACAAAGGUGAGCACUUCGGAUGAUGAUAAAACCCAAGUAUCAAGCAACUAACGACUUGAAGUUGAUGAGCCUCUGUGUCAAGAUGGGUCCCAAAAAGCAGCCUAAGUCCACAAAUCCAACUGUUGCACCCCAACGCCUACAGGCCUCAAAAUUGGAAGCUAACAUACCAUCUCAAUAUACAGGUGGCGGGACUUCCUCUCGAUUUCAUCGCUGCUAUGACUGCACUUCAAACCGGCGAUAGUGACCGCCCAUACGGAAUCCUAGCCGCCCAUGGUGUGACAGUUGGAGACGAAAACUUGCAGUCAAGCCUUCGACAAAUCCCUAAAUGUAUUAUCUGCAACAAAGCCGCACCUGCUGAACCCAACGGAAAGUCAUCUGAAGAAGCAUCAAAAGGCAUGAAGUGUCCGCUUUGCAAAUGCACAGUCAACUGCUCUACCAGAUGUCUCGAUAAGGAUAAAGCCAACCACGAUACACUAUGCCAGGCGUUUACUGAGUUCACUACGCAACACCCGAGACCUGCCAAUCAUGGACUCAAUACCUAUAAGCUCGGCGCGCUCUUACCUGAAAAUUCAGCUGGCGUAGAGUUUGUAUGGGUCAAGUGCGAAUUACGGAUGAAGAAGGAUGGCAAGAAGGAUGGCAAGAAUGUCGCAACUCAUCACGGUGAUCCGAGACAACAUAUCGGUCUACCACCAAGCCCCAGUUAUGACUACGUAACCUUGGAUAUGGAGACAACUUUUCGAGACUCGAAGCGGGGAAUCGACUAUGAUCAUACAACGACGUUAUGGUGGAGAGACGAAUUCAUGAUCGACGGAUCGAAGAAAAUCAAUACCUGGCAAAUCUCCCUCGAGGAAAGAAGAACAAUACAUCGUGGAAAGGCCCGAUUUUGGUUACAAGCGGAUAUGCGACUAAACUUUCACCAACUCAAUUCUCGUUGGAUGUUACCCCAGUUGAUAUUCUUCGUGCCGAACAACAUGUAUUCGGAAAGGAGGCCUCACUGGAAUUGUCUAUUAGGGAGUUUGAAGCAAUCAAUAAGAAACCCCUCAAGACAGAUCCUUAAACCGAGCAAUUUGUAA
Molecule: messenger RNA, 2098 nt
Organism: Hymenoscyphus albidus
Lineage: Eukaryota; Fungi; Ascomycota; Leotiomycetes; Helotiales; Helotiaceae
Source: the annotation of a GenBank genome assembly